AACGGAGAUUGAAAGUCAGGUGUCGUGGUACCCGCAUAGGGUGAGUGUGAUUUAACGCUGGUUUCAGCACAACGUCUCUUUUACUCGGUUUUGUCCUAGACGAUAUUUCGACGUCGCUGCAUCAAUCACGUCUAUACCUGGAAUCGUAAAAUUCAUGAUGUAAAAUUAAUAUAAAAAUGAGUUUGAAUAACGAUUCUAUCGCAUCAGAAGUCACCAAAUGACACGAAUAAAUUAACAAUAACUCAACAGGUUUAAGUGUUUUGAUUGAACUCGUGCAGUUGGGUUUACGAUAGCUUGAAAGAAAAGUGCAACGGGAAUAUACGUCUGUGACUUAAGCUCUAAAUGCUUUGUAUUGGUUGAUCUUCUUUACCUCACAACCUUGACAACAUUUAAAAAGUGAGCUACUAACAAAAAAAGAAAAACACCUGUAAAAAACGGUAAAGAAGAGCCAAUUACUUCUAAUAGAACGACAUGAUCGGGGCAGCUGGCAGCCGACACUUAGGUGGCAGGCGGCGGGGAUCCUCCCCCUGUAUCUCUCCUCAUCUUCAGCAUAUGGCCCGCUUGAAACUAGGCACUCAUGACGAAGAGGAAGAAGAAGAAGAGAAUGGAAAAGCGCACCCCUCAACUCGACUCUCGAUCCCUGAACUUCCACAGGGGGUGCGCUUCAGUAGAAGAAGAGCGGUGACCACCUCUGACCACAAAAGCUGUGCUCUAGUACAAACAAAGUUCAAGGGAAUGACGCUAGAGGAGGUUGCAUUAAGAGCAUUGAGUGCCGAAGCAGCGGGAGUUGGUGAGGACAGUAGCUCCUUUGAAGAGUAUGGACGAUUAACGGACCCAAGGUCACUUGUUCAAGCCAUGGCCAAGCGCAAAAGCAAUCAAGCUGAGCAGGAAGGGAGGAUCCCCACUUCCCUAUUUAUUCUCAGGGAGGACAACAUUAUCAGGAGAUAUACAAAAUUCAUCAUUGAGUGGCCUCCCUUCGAGUAUGCUGUUCUUCUGACCAUCAUUGCGAACUGCAUAGUGCUGGCACUGGAAGAACAUUUACCAAAUGGAGAUAGGACACCUCUAGCCCAAAAACUUGAAAAAACGGAACCAUAUUUUCUAGGAAUUUUCUGUGUAGAAUCAUUAUUAAAAAUUUUAGCGUUAGGCUUUAUACUCCACAAAGGAGCUUAUCUUCGCAACAUUUGGAACAUGAUGGACUUCAUUGUUGUGGUAACAGGAUUUAUUACCUCCUACGCCCCUGAUAACUUAGACGUAGAUUUGAGAACUUUGCGGGCCAUUAGAGUCUUACGUCCGCUGAAGCUGGUGUCAGGAAUACCAAGUCUUCAGGUUGUACUAAAGUCUAUUCUCAAGGCAAUGGCUCCUCUUCUUCAGAUUGGUCUUCUGGUAUUGUUUGCCAUCGUUAUUUUUGCCAUUAUUGGCCUUGAAUUUUACAGUGGUGCUCUUCAUAAAACGUGUUACAGCAUAGAAGAUAGAACGGAGAUAGUUACAGAGGGAGAACAGGAAGUCCCCUGCUACCAGACUCCUGAUCCAGCUAACGCUCCUUUCGGCGCCCAUACAUGUGCCAUCGAUGUUGCCUCAUGUCUGGAGGGUUGGAUUGGCCCAAAUUAUGGGAUCACCAGCUUUGACAAUAUCUUCUUUGCUAUGUUAACUGUUUUCCAGUGUAUUACACAAGAAGGUUGGACGUCCAUUUUAUACUGGACCAAUGAUGCGUUAGGAAGUACAUUCAAUUGGAUCUAUUUCGUGCCUCUCAUCAUACUCGGGUCGUUUUUUAUGCUCAACUUAGUUCUUGGUGUUCUCAGUGGAGAAUUUGCAAAAGAAAGAGAAAGAGUAGAAAACAGGCAAGCCUUUCUAAAGCUUAGACGCCAACAACAAUUAGAAAGGGAGCUAAAUGGAUAUGUAGAAUGGAUUUGUAAGGCAGAGGAAGUAAUAUUGGCCGAAGAACGAACAACAGAAGAAGAGAAAAUGCACAUAAUAGAAGCACGACGGAAGGCCGCAGCAAAGAGGAAAAAGUUAAAGAACCUUCAUAGUAAAAGCACGGAUGAAGAUGACGAAGAGGAAAUUGAAGAUGACGUGCCUACUAAGAAGAUUAGGCUGAAAGGUUUAGCUCGGGCUUCCUACUUCAAAGCUAAAGUGAAAAACAAGGGAGCUUGUAAGGCAUUUUGGAGAGCAGAGAAACGUUUUAGGUUUUUAAUUCGACACUUGGUGAAGACGCAAGUGUUUUAUUGGGUUGUAAUAGUGCUCGUGUUUCUAAACACAGUGUGUGUAGCCAUAGAACACUACAACCAGCCUCCGUGGCUCACAGAUUUUUUAUUUUUUGCAGAAUUUGUAUUUUUGGGACUGUUCAUCUUCGAAAUGUUGAUGAAAAUGUAUGCCUUAGGGCCACGUAUAUAUUUUGAAUCAGCUUUCAAUAGGUUUGAUUGUGUGGUUAUUGCCGGUAGUAUAUUCGAGGUCAUUUGGUCGAGUUUUAGAGAUGGCUCUUUUGGUUUAUCUGUCCUGAGAGCUCUAAGGUUGCUCAGAAUUUUUAAAGUCACCAAGUAUUGGGCUUCUCUGCGUAACCUGGUAAUCUCACUUCUCAGUAGCAUGCGCUCCAUCAUUAGUCUUCUCUUCCUGCUCUUCCUUUUCAUCCUCAUCUUCGCUCUUUUAGGGAUGCAACUGUUCGGUGGGGCCUUCAAUUUUCCCGAGGGCACGCCAUCAGCCAAUUUCAACACUUUUCCUAUUGCCUUGCUCACAGUAUUUCAGAUUUUAACAGGAGAAGACUGGAACGAGGUGAUGUACAGUGGUAUUGAAUCUCAGGGCGGGAUUCGUAGUGGAAUGAUCUACUGUCUCUAUUUUAUUAUACUGGUGUUAUUUGGUAACUACACUCUUCUGAAUGUUUUCUUGGCUAUCGCCGUGGACAACUUGGCCAAUGCCCAGGAACUCACUGCUGCUGAAGAGGAGGAAGAGAAAGAAGAUAAAGAGCGGGCCAAGGAAAAUCUGGGAAAGGAGGCGGAUGACUGGCAUUUGGGAAACAACAAUAAUUCCGGAUCAGAUCCCCCUCAAGUAAACAUUUGUCCCCCGUCGCCCAUGAAUAAUCCCGAUGGAAUAAACACACAAUAUAAUUAUGAUGGUGAGAACACCAAGAAAUGCAGCCAGGAGAAACUAGCUCUUCAGGAAAGUGAGAAGGAACAGUCAAAUGAAAAUAUUAAUCUUUCAGACGAUGACGAUGAUGGAAACGAAGUGGAUGAAGAUAGGACAAACGAAGAUGAAGAAAUAGCGGGUCCAAAGCCAAUGCUGCCCUACUCAUCAAUGUUCCUCUUCUCGCCUACAAAUCCGAUCCGUCGUGCCGCCCACUAUGUUGUGAACCUUCGCUACUUCGACCUUUUCAUCAUGAUCAUCAUCUCACUUAGUAGUAUAGCUCUAGCUGCCGAAGAUCCUGUGGUAGAGGACUCUGAGAAGAACAGAGUUCUUAAUUACUUUGAUUAUGCCUUCACUGGUGUAUUUACGAUGGAGAUGGUACUUAAGGUAGUUGACCAAGGCAUCGUCUUUCAUCCGGGAUCUUAUUGUAGAGACCCGUGGAACAUAUUAGAUGCCAUUGUUGUCAUUUGUGCACUCGUUGCCUUCGCAUUUGCGGGAAGCAGCACAGGGCAAAAUCUGAGUACAAUCAAGUCUAUGCGGGUUCUUCGAGUUCUUAGACCACUCAAAACUAUCAAACGUGUUCCCAAACUGAAGGUAGGCAUAUUACAAACUAAAGCAGUUCAACUUUUUAAUGGCAAAUUUUUCUACUGCACGGACGAGUCCAAGCUCACGAGAGAAGAAUGCAACGGAUACUUCUUUGUAUUUCCUGGAGAUGGUGGCCCACCAGAAGUAAACAAACGAGAAUGGCAAAAGCAGCCCUUCCAUUAUGAUGACGUGAUGUCGGCCAUGUUGACCCUUUUUACUGUAUCGACCGGAGAGGGUUGGCCCGCGGUUUUAAAGAACUCGAUGGAUGCUACUUAUCCCAACUACGGACCUUUACCACGAUUUCGAAUUGAAAUGGCGAUCUUCUACGUUGUCUUCUUUAUUGUUUUUCCAUUCUUCUUCGUCAACAUAUUCGUGGCCUUGAUCAUCAUCACUUUUCAGGAGCAAGGGGAAAAGGAGCUUGAAGAAGGAGAGCUAGAUAAAAAUCAGAAAUCUUGUAUUGAUUUUGCGCUUCAAGCCAAACCAUUACAAAGGUAUAUGCCAAAAAACAAAGAUGGCGCUAAAUACAAAAUCUGGUCUGUCGUCGUUUCUACUGCGUUCGAAUAUCUCAUAAUGGUGCUUAUUGUACUCAAUACUAUACUGCUCAUGAUGAAG
Limulus polyphemus (Atlantic horseshoe crab) is the source of this 4311-nucleotide messenger RNA. RefSeq names its product voltage-dependent calcium channel type A subunit alpha-1-like. The annotation marks the transcript as partial. Lineage: Eukaryota; Metazoa; Arthropoda; Merostomata; Xiphosura; Limulidae. Gene Ontology annotation, molecular function: high voltage-gated calcium channel activity. The record is from RefSeq and is a predicted model, not a curated record. Gene Ontology annotation, cellular component: membrane; voltage-gated calcium channel complex. Gene Ontology annotation, biological process: calcium ion import across plasma membrane; chemical synaptic transmission. The transcript is spliced from 31 exons.